UCAUUCGUGGAUUAAAUAGGUCAGGUGUGUUGAUUUCUGAGCAGCGAUUAUUCCCUGAAUGAAGCACUGGACCAAGCUGUGUUGAUGUGGCGGGGUGAUGCGGAGAUGGGCGUGGUUGACCGGGUGCCGUCUGCGGGACGUGAGGAGGUGGUCGUCGACACCAACGCUAACAGUAACAGUAACAGCAGCAGUCCGGGCUCCCCGCCCCCGGUGCUAGUGCGAACGUCACCACAGGUGAUGAGCAAGUCUCCCGAUAGAAACUCACCUCCCGACAUUGUGAGGAUUUCGUCCACCUCCUCGCUGAUCACCUCUCCUCCUAGCAUAUCGAGCUCCUCGCCACCCCCAGCAGACGUCAACCUGGGAUGUGGGCAGGACGUGAAAUACAUGCACGCCACAGGGAAUGAGUCACCGCAAGACUGGAGAGCUAAUUCAAGGGACAGCAGACUUCACUGUUGGAAGGAGGAGUCCCAGAUACACAGUGCCAGCAACAGCCACCAUCCGCCCGCGAUGACCAACUCCGACUUCCAGGUGGAGAUCUCUGAAACGGUCGCCCUGGCUCUGCAGAACCGUCUGCCAGCAUCGGUCGCUAACUCCGCCUUCAACAAGCUCCUCCUGGCAACCGUCGCCAGCCAGAGGAUGGCCGCUAAAGGAGUUACCUCCCUUACGGAAAAGGACCUUAUUGAGCUGGACAAGCAGUUGACGGCGUCUGCUGCGAAUUACGUUACCGAGGCAACGCAGCAGACAGAGGACUCGAAGCAAGUUCUACACAACUACCUGGCUGCUAGUGAGACGAGACUGGAGAACUCUCACAGCCCGAGGCUGGCCGGGUCUCAGAGCCCCAGGCUGGCCAACUCACAGAGCCCCAGGCUGGCCAACUCACAGAGCCCCAGGCUGGCCAACUCACAGAGUCCCAGGCUGGCCAACUCACAGAGCCCCAGGCAGGUCAACUCACAGAGCCCCAGGCAGGUCAACUCACAGAGCCCCAGGCAGGUCAACUCACAGAGCCCCAGGCAGGUCAACUCACAGAGCCCAAACAGUGUUGGAAUUUUUUCUAACACAUCUCAGUCACAGUACAGUUUGACAGACAAAAAAGCCAUGUCGCGUCUCCCACCAGUGUCGUCAUACAAACACUUGGCCGUUUCCGACCCUUCCAUUAGCAACUCGGCACCCAGCAGUGACUCUUACUCCUACUACAGUGACCCGGUGUCAGUGAAUACUUCCGCUUACAGCAGCAACAGAGCAGGCUACAGUGACCGUGAGCCAGUAUCCGUGACUACUUCUGCUUACAGCAGCAACAGAGCAGGCUACAGUGACCGUGACCCAGUGUCAGUGACUACUUCUGCUUACAGCAGCAACAGAGCAGGCUACAGUGACCGUGACCCAGUGUCAGUGACUACUUCCGCUUACAGCAGCAACAGAGCAAGCUACAGUGACCGUGAGCCAAUAUCUGUGACUACUUCCGCUUACAGCAGCAACAGAGCAGGCUACAGUGACCGUGAGCCAGUAUCUGUGACUACUUCUGCUUACAGCAGCAACAGAGCAGGCUACAGUGACCAUGACCCAGUGUCAGUGACUACUUCUGCUUACAGCAGCAACAGAGCAGGCUACAGUGACUGUGAGCCAGUAUCCGUGACUACUUCCGCUUACAGCAGCAACAGAGCAGGCUAUAGUGACCAUGAGCCAGUAUCCGUGACUACUUCCGCUUACAGCAGCAACAGAGCAGGCUUGUCUAGUCCUGCAAGUGUCCACAAGGAGGCUCACAGCUCUCCCUUCACCUACAGAGUGCAGACGUCCUACGCCAGUCCUUCAUCACAGAAACAUUCACCACCAGUGUCAAGCCUGGUGCUAACGAAAAUAUCUGAAUCGAGUGUAUCACAAGAGAAAAUAUCAUCAUCUAUGCCUAGUCCGGUGUACAGUAAGGUACCGGUGUCUGUGCACAGUUCUUUUUGUGACAAGGUGUUUGUACCAUCUUCUGUACAAAGUGCAGAGUUUGACAAGAUACCGUCGUCACUACCGACUUCCAUGCUAGACCGAAUCUCCUCGUCAGAGUCUAACAAGCACCUGCAGAGUUCUCAGGUAGAGGGAACCGACUCAAUCUAUACAGGUUCGAGUUGGAGCUGUGAGAGUUCGCGCCAGACGGGUGAGCACGAUCACGUCAUGAUGACCAUCAACAGCGUGGCCGCCGGCGACAUCCAAGUUGACGACGACCUCUCCGAGAACGUCACCAGCCCCACCAGCCCCACGUGUGGCAGUCCAGCACGGACCCCGAAGCCGGCCCAGGCCACUCUGAAGUGUUUGGUGUGCAGUGACAAGUCGUCUGGGGUCCACUACGGAGUCCUAGCCUGCGAGGGGUGCAAGGGGUUUUUCCGCCGUGCGUUGCAGAAUGUGGGCGACCCGGCGCGUAAGAAAUGUUUCUACAACAAGAACUGCGAGAUCAACAUCCAGACGAGGAACCGCUGUCAGUACUGUCGACUCCAGAAGUGUCUCGCUCUCGGCAUGUCCCGCGCAGCGGCGAAGCUGGGCCGGCGGUCGCGGAAGAUGCGAGAGUUGAUCCGGUGUAUCGAGGACACACAGACGGAGCAGGCGCUGCAUGGACUGCUGAGUCUCAACUACGAAAACAACAUGGCCGACGCAGCCUCCAGCCCACCCGGUGCCAUGACGACGCUUGGAGGACUGGGUGCGCCCGGCGAGAUGAGCAACCAGUCGUCAAUGGCGGCGCUGUCCAUGCUGCUCAAACAGCGGUCCAGUCUGAACCAGCUCAUCGGUCAGCCCAUGGUGGCCGAGCGGGAGAUGGACGACCGCGAGCCAAUCAGCAGCUCCGUCACAGACUUGAGUCCAAUGUCGACGCACCACGACGCCGAGCCGCUCAUGUUGAAGGUGGAGCGGCGUCAGGUGUCGUACACGUCGCUAUCCGACUCAGACAGGUCAGUGAUGACCAGCAGCAUUCAGAAACCGUACAGUGCAAACCUCGUGUCGAGGUCGCAGAGUCUUGGCACUGACCGAUCUUCCAUUUCUCUCGGCGACAGGUCACUGAGCACAAGCAGUGAGCCCGGUGUUUCGAGUCGCCUCCCCCCCACCUCCAUCUCCCCCAUGCAUGGUCACGGCGUUGUGGAGUCGACGCAGUCUCUCGGUGACGCGCUGCACUCGACGUCGCACGUCCGAUACAGUCUGUCCGGACCACAGAUCAUCAUCAAGUCGGAGGGCGGGGGGGAGCGCGGGGGCGAGUCAGCGGAGACCCUCCACCCCAUGAUGCCUCCCCCCACACCGUCCAAUGUGGUGACCUCCCCCAUGUCGUUCUCCCUCGGCCAGCAGCAGGCGUCGGUGAUCGUGGAGAACGUGACCCUUGACCUGAGGAAGAAGAGUGACGAGCUCAUCAGCCGUAGUCCCAUCAAGAAACGCCCGUACAUCCCUGCCCCCGCCUCCAGCUCCGAGGAUGUCCUCCCGCCCCACGUCAAACGCGAGUACUCCGAGCCCAGAGACAAAUACAUCAAGCACAAUCUGCAUCAUCAACAACAACAACUACAGCAGCAGCCAGUUAACAUGAACAGUGGGCGACGCGCCUCCAAUGACUCAUGGCUUCCUCGACACGGCAAGACGCUCCAAAGAGAGUUGGCGGCAGUGAGACCCGAUACCUCGACUCAUGACACAACUCUAAUGACACGAGACCAGGUUCCCAUUGAACACACAGCUGUCGUGACGCCCAUGAUCAACAAAAACAACAUGUUUCCCCGCAGGACGGAAGAGGACGGAACAAAGCUGACGCUGCCCAACAUGAUUUUACGAAUUCACGACUCAUUCGGUUCGACCUUCACCUCUCUGAGGUCACGGUUUGGCGAGAUGGCGCAGAAGUUGCGGGAGUACUGCAGACAGAACACGAUGGAGCGCAUGAUUGGACGAAUCGUUCAAGAACAUCUUGUCAAUGCGGAAAACAAACAGCAGGGCAUCACGACGGGAGAGAUUUCCUGGAAACACUUCCAGAUGCGACUCAACAACACAAUCCAGGACGUCGUCAUCUUCGCGAAGAAGAUUCCAACUUUUACAAACCUUGAUCAGGAUGAUCAGAUCAGUCUGAUCAAAGGAGGAUGUUUUGAGGUGGCGUGUGUGGUGUGUGCCCCAUUCGUGGACUCUGAGACGAACACGAUCUUCCUGGUGGGUAACGGGAUGCUGGUCACUCGUGAAGAGAUGAAGUGUGGCUUUCCACUUGGGGAGCACUUCGUCGAGCUGCUCUUCAACCUGUGCUGUCGAUUCAACGCCUUCAAGCUUCACGAGUCAGAGAAAGCCUUGUUUAGUGCGCUCGUACUCAUAUCUCCAGAUCGACCAGGCCUCAAGAACCGCGAGAAGGUGAGCAAGCUGCAGGAGUUGCUGAUCCAGGCGCUGCAGGCAGAGAUCACGGCGUGCCACCCCGACGAGGUUGGCCUCUUCCCGCGACUCCUCAUGAGCAUCUCCAGCCUCCGUGAACUCGGGGUCGAACACAGACGCAUGCUCGAGUCUCUCAAGGGGCAGAUGAGCUUCAACCACGACCUCUACGCAGAGACCUUUGACCUCAUUCCCUAGACACACAGAUGGAUGGAUAGACUGAGAUAUCUGUCUUUGUCAGUCGAACCCUGUAACCUCUAUGCCGAGACUUUCGAUCUCAUUCCUUAAACACAGACACAUUAGACCCUAUCAGACAGACAGACACAUGAAAUCCUAUGAGACAGACAGACACAUGAAACCCUAUCAGACAGACAGACACUUGAAGCCCUAUCAGACAGACAGACACAUGAAACCCUAUCACAGACAGAUGGACACAUGAAACCCUAUCAGACAGACACACUUGAAGCCCUAUCAGACAGACAGACACAUGAAACCCUAUCACAGACAGAUGGACAUCUGUAACCUAUCAGAUGGAUGGACACAUCUAACCUCUAAGACAGACUCUCAUUUAAUUUCUUAGACAGAAAGACAGACAAAACCCUAUUAGACAGACUGACACAUGUAACCUGUGAGAUGGACAAACAGACACAUAAAACCUAUCACCCAGAUGAACUUACUAACCUAUCAGACAGAUGGACACACUAACCUAUCAGACAGAUUGACACACUAACCUCUCAGACAGAUGAACACACUAACCUAUCAGACAGAUGGACACACUAACCUCUCAGACAGAUGAACACACUAACCUCUCAGACAGACGAACACACUAACCUCUCAAACAGACGGACACAUUAACCUCCGACAGACGGAGACACUAACCUCUUGGACAGAUGGACACAUUAACCUCUCAAACAGAUGGACACACUAACCUCUCAGACAGACACACUAACCUCUCGAACAGAUGGACACACUAACCUCUCACUCAGAUGGACACACUAACCCUGUGAGAUGAAUGAACACAUGAAACCAUGUCUGACGGACACAGUAAACCCCGGUGAAACAGCCUUUGUUAUAUUUUAAAUAUCUUACUGAAGGCUCUAAGCUGAAGUAUUUAGACAUAAGUUUAAUAGUUUUUUAAAACCUUUAUUGCUUUGUAAGUGUUGUGUUCAGAAUUGCUGUUCAUCUGGUGAAAAUCAAGGCUCAGAUAUCUUUAUCACUAAGUAUAUUUGCUUUUGCAUUAUGUAUAGUAAUGUAUAUAUACUCACCGGUGAUUCAGCAAUCAAGGCUGGAAAGUCUCUAUCACUAAGUAUAUUUGUUUCUGCAUUAUGUAUAGUAAUGUAUAUACUCACCAGUGAUUCAGCAAUUGAGGCUGGAAAGUCUCUAUCACUAAGUAUAUUUGUUUCUGCAUUAUGUAUAGUAAUGUAUAUACUCACCAGUGAUUCAGCAAUUGAGGCUGGAAAGUCUCUAUCACUAGUUAUGUUUGCUUCUGCAUUAUAUAUGUUAAUAGAUAUAUCGAUUCGUGUUUUGGAAGUUCAGUUACCUGGUGAAUUUGGAGACUGUUUUGUUUUUUAAUUAUGUUUGUUAAUGUAUGUAUUUUCAAUAUGAUUGUUUUGUUUUAUUUUAUGUUUGUUAAUGUAUAUAUUUUCAAUAUCAUUAUGUUUUUGUAUUAUGUUUGUUAAUGUAUAUAUAUUUUCAAUAUGAUUGUUUUGUUUUUGUAUUAUGUUUAUUAAUGUAUAUAUCCACCGGUGAUUAGCAAGGCUUGAGUCUCUAUCAUUAAGUUUAUUUGCUUCAGCAUUAUAGACAUUAUUUAACUACCCAUUCAAGGUGACUGUCGUAGUGAAUGGAUGUAACUUACAGCGUCUAACUGGCACACCGAUAUCUAAACGACAUACCUCUAUUAACACUCAGAUGAAGCAUGUAGUUAAGAUUUCACUGAUUGAGAUAAACAUUGUAUUUAAUCAUUUGGUUUAGUGCUCCUUCAUCAUUUAAAAAUCUGAUUCAGAUGACAUACUAGAGUUGUUUCCCUUUGUUUGUGAGAUCUUUUUCUGAAUUAGCACAGGUUUGUAAACACAGUAAACCUUGACCUUCAAAACAAACUUUUGUAUUAAUCAUCAAUAUUUGAUUAGGAAACAUUAAAAUAUCUGUAAUGGAAACUCAGGUUUAAGCACAUUUUGUUUUUAAUUCAGUUGAAAAAACGUUUUACUGAAUUACUUUUCCUCUAUGUCCAGAAUGUAAGUUUUAUGAGGUCAGAGAUUAGGUAAAACAUAAUAAGUGACAAUAACAACUGUAGAGUUGUAUAGACAGUGUAAUACGCUGGGUGUAUACAGGUAUGUCAUGGUAUAGACAGUGUAAUACGCUGGGUGUAUACAGGUAUGUCAUGGUAUAGGCAGUGUAAUACGCUGGGUGUAUACAGGUAUGUCAUGGUAUAGGCAGUGUAAUACGCUGGGUGUAUACAGGUAUGUCAUGGUAUAGGCAGUGUAAUACGCUGGGUGUAUACAGGUAUGUCAUGGUAUAGGCAGUGUAAUACGCUGGGUGUAUACAGGUAUGUCAUGGUAUAGGCAGUGUAAUACGCUGGGUGUAUACAGGUAUGUCAUGGUAUAGGCAGUGUAAUACGCUGGGUGUAUACAGGUAUGUCAUGGUAUAGGCAGUGUAAUACGCUGGGUGUUUACAGGUAUGUCAUGGUAUAGGCAGUGUAAUACACAAGUAUAUACAGGUAUGUCAUGGUAUAGGCAGUGUAAUACGCUGGGUGUAUACAGGUAUGUCAUGGUAUAGGCAGUGUAAUACGCUGGGUGUAUACAGGUAUGUCAUGGUAUAGGCAGUGUAAUACGCUGGGUGUAUACAGGUAUGUCAUGGUAUAGGCAGUGUAAUACGCUGGGUGUAUACAGGUAUGUCAUGGUAUAGGCAGUGUAAUACGCUGGGUGUAUACAGGUAUGUCAUGGUAUAUGCAGUGUAAUACGCUGGGUGUAUACAGGUAUGUCAUGGUAUAUGCAGUGUAAUACACUGGGUGUAUACAGGUAUGUCAUGGUAUAUGCAGUGUAAAACACUGGGUGUAUACAGGUAUGUCAUGGUAUAGGCAGUGUAAUACGCUGGGUGUAUACAGGUAUGUCAUGGUAUAUGCAGUGUAAAACACUGGGUGUAUACAGGUAUCUCAUGGUAUAGGCAGUAUAAUACACUGGGUGUAUACAGGUAUCUCAUGGUAUAGGCAGUGUAAUACACUGGGUGUAUACAGGUAUCUCAUGGUAUAGGCAGUGUAAUACACUGGGUGUAUACAGGUAUCUCAUGGUAUAGGCAGUGUAAUACACUGGGUGUAUACAGGUAUGUCAUUUAGAUUACUGAUGCUCUGAGCCAGUCGGUUGCUUCGUUCCUGACAGACCUGUUUGUGUUGAGAAUGGUACCAGACAUAUUGGUUUUUUCUAAACAUUCCCAGUUUUCAUCAUGAUCCUUUAAUAUGUUUCAGAAUAAAAAUACUUGAUUUUGUUUUAAAUAUUUUUUUAAUCUUCCAUAUUUAUUCUUAGGAGGUGUUAAAAUUAUCAAUAUUUUCACUAGUGUGCAAACAGUACCUUUUUGUUUUGUUAUCCCCCAGCCCCAGCCCCUUCAAAUGGUGUACAUAAAUGUGUUAAUUUGGCAAAGACAGUUUAUUAUUUUUUUGACAAUAAGCAUACUGUCUUCACCCUCCAAGGGGUGUGGUUUGUAUGUUGAUGAAAAUGUUGAUAAAUAUAAACCAAACUAGAUUAGACCCAUCAUUUACAUAAUGUCCUCCUUUUUAACUUGAUUUUACAUUGAACUGUUUUAAAACUGACUAGCAUGGUGUUUUAGAGGCUUUACUGUACCCACCAUGCAAGCAAAUUGGUAGAAAUAGUGCUUCAGAAAUUAUAAAUAUGAAAAACAUGAUUUUUCAUAUUUAUUUUUUGCAUAAAAUACUGUUUACAAAGUGCACUGACUUUGAUAUGAAAUGCUGACAAAUGGCAGUUAGUAGGUAAGGAAUAAUGUUGAGUUUCAGUCUUUUCUAGAUCCUUUCAACCAAGCGGCUCACCUGGGUAAUAUGUACAGGUAGUUGUUUAGAAUACAGUACUGUUGAAAACUCGUUUUGAUUGGUCAGUAUGUCUGCUGCCUUUUCAAUGCAAGUGAUGAAGUUUAUCCCUACUCGGCAGCACAUAUUUAUUGGGGUUUCAUUUUGUUUACCUUCACUGUGGAUAUUUCUCUUAAACUGUUUAUUAAGUGAUAACUUAUGUCGUUUUGUACCGUGUUUUCUUAUGGCAACAUUGUAAAAGUAAAUGAAUAAUAAUAAGACAAAGGCACCCAUGUGAGUGUCUGAAAGAACAGGUAUAUAUAUAUGGUAUGUCCUGACACAGUGCUUGUAUAAUACACAUCAUGUAAUAAGAUUAUACACACACCCCAACUUGUGAUAACCAUUCUCUUAAUGCAUGUUUGUGCAGAAAUAUUUAAAUAGGGUAUUUUAUUGAGCUUUUUGCUAAAUAUUUUAAAUCGAGCGAAUGUUAAAAUGUUAAUUAUGCUAUCGUGUUGUUGGGCAAUCGCCGUUGUAUAUAUAAAGUGAUGCGGAUAGCGUAUAAGCUAUUUUUGACCCUGUUAAAAGCGUCCGUGUUAAGCGUUUGUAUAAUAAUAUCAUGUUGUUAAUUACUGAAGCUAUUAAUGUUAUAACAUAAUGUGGUAUGGCAGUGUGCUCUUCAGAUUAAAUGGAUUCUACGUGUUUACAAUGUAGUGCUCUAUAUUUAUUAAAUGUGUUCUACAUGUUUACAAUGUAGUGCUCUAUAUUUACUGAAAUGUUUCAAGUGUAUUUGUUAAACGUGUUCCACAUUUUUUUCUACUAUGCUGUACUAACAUAAAAAAAAAGCAAUGUUAAUUUUUUUUUUUUUAAACAUUGUAUAAUAUCAAUAUGAUAAUCUAUGAAAAGCAAAUUUAAUUUUAACUCUUUUAUUUAUUUUCACGUACACCUUAUAGAUGCUGAGAUUGAUCGACGAGGUUGUUGUAUUAUAUUUGUUAAUAUUGAGACAUGUUAUCCAUUAACCAUUAUUAGUAUGUUGUUUUUAACAAAUAUCUGUACAUAGUCGUCUUGCUAUUUAUUAUGCUGGUCAAAUGAAUCGUUUUGCAGAACAGUUUGUGUUUUUCUGCAAAUAUAUUUUUCAUGAUGUUUUAUUUUUAGUAGAUGUUUUGGGGUACUUGUGUUGCACAUUAUUUAGUUGGGACUUGUACUCCAAAUUGGAGAAUGUCAAAUCCAUGGUGCUUGCUAUUCAAAUGUCUGGACAGGAUUUUUUUUUUCAUCAAUCAAGAUACUGUUGUACAGCCUGAAAGUAACAGCCAAUGUUAAAACCGCUUGGUCCUCUGACACAUUUUACAGUAUCAGCCAGUCAAAACCACUUAGUCCUCUGACACAUUGUACAGUAUCGGCCGGUCAAAACCACUUAGUCCUCUGACACAUUGUACAGUAUCGGCCGGUCAAAACCACUUAGUCCUCUGACACAUUGUACAGUAUCGGCCGGUCAAAACCACUUAGUCCUCUGACACAUUGUACAGUAUUAGCCAGUCAAAACCGCUUGGUCCUCUAACACAUUGUACAGUAUCGGCCGGUCAAAACCGCUUGGUCCUCUGACACAUUGUACAGUAUCGGCCGGUCAAAACCGCUUGGUCCUCUAACACAUUGUACAGUAUCGGCCGGUCAAAACCGCUUGGUCCUCUAACACAUUGUACAGUAUCGGCCAGUCAAAACCGCUUGGUCCUCUGACACAUUGUACAGUAUCGGCCAGUCAAAACCGCUUGGUCCUCUGACACAUUGUACAGUAUCGGCCAAUCAAAACCGCUUGGUCCUCUGACACAUUGUACAGUAUCGGCCAGUCGUUUGAGGUGACAUUUAUACCUCCUUGCAUAGAAAAGUCAUUUCCAUACUUGGGGUAUGUUCCAGGUUGUCUACAAAAGAUAACACAAUGUCUUCUCUUCUUAUUUAAAAAAAAAAAAAUAUUAUCUCGUAAUUUCUUUUUUCUUCUUUUUUCUUUUCUUUUUAAGAUCAGACAAUGUCUUGAUGAUAAAGGGUUUCUUUAAGUACCAAUGUAAAAUUAAUGUUUUGCUCUGUCAUUAUAGUUUAGAGCAAUCUGAUUGGUUAAGCUAUAAAACACAUAUUUACUGCUGAAUGGACAUUAAAAUAAUAUCAUGUACCAUGACCUGAUACUGCUUUUUAACAGUCACAGUUAAGAAACCAUUGAAACAGAUUAAUGUCUAUUUAAUAACUGUAUUUUAUACAUUUAUUGGCCAUUUCUUAAAUAUGUAUGUGUAAAAUGAAUUUUCGGUCCAAGCUGUUUUAUUAUUGGUAAAAUUUUGCUUUGAGGCUAUCAGUACCGGUCUGUCUGUUUGCUUAGUCUGGAUCCAGAUAUCAAGUUAGUUGGGAUGAAAAGUAUCGUAAAUAUAUUUUAAAACAAGUUUCAGCUUUGUUUCCAACUUCAGUUAAGUGGCAUUAAGACUAGCAAAUAUUAAACUCAUUACUUGAAUAUCUAAGUUGUUUUUAUUGUUGAUAUUAUUAUUAAUUUUGUUUUACACAAAGGCCAGUAACUGGUAAUGCACUUAAAGAGGGCCUGCAAGACUAUUUCUAAUUAGGUUGCAGUUUUCUGCAGCAGAUGUUAACUGUCUCCACUGAGACAUUUUCUAUAAAUUCACUUACUCAAACUGAUACUGUAUUCAGUAAUGAAGCAGAUCAAGAUUAAGUAGGACCAUAUGCUCAGAAUGCCAGUUUUUGGAAUUAAACAAAAUUCAACUCAUUGCCUCUGGAUUUUAUUUAAAUAUUAUUGCACUUAAUGUAGUUCCUUAUAUUGAAAGUAAAUUUCUUCAAAAUAGAGGGUAAAUAUUUCUUUGAGAUUGGACUAAAAUUAGCUCUAUGAAUUUGAACUACUGGUAAAAGUAGUAGCUUAUAUUGAACUAAAAGUAGUUCCAUAUAUUGAACUAAAAGUAGUUCCUUGAAAUUUAACAAAAACUAGUUCUUUAUAUUGAAAUAUAAGUAGUUCCUAACAGUUAAAAUGAAAGUGGUUUCUUGAAAUUGAACUAAAAGUAGAUCCCAGGGUGUGUACUGAAAGUAGUUGUCGACCAUCUUGAUGGAAUGGAUCCAGUAUUGAGCUAGUUUUACAGAGAGACCAGAUAGAAGGUUGUUCUGUGACAUAUCUUAUGCUAUAUGCACUGUCCACCAUGCAAGCCAUACACUGAUAAAUGGCUUCUCACCAAUGUUGUUGGUUUAUGCAAUAGUCAUGAGUGUAGUGGUCGGUAAACUUUGCUGAGUAAUAACCAAAUUACACUAACCAUAGUCCUAUGCAAUUUAUACGACUUGACACACCCUAGCUUAGUGGUUUUAAUAUCUCCGACACUAUUCCCUUGUACAAGCCAGUAGAUCGUGAACGUCAGUUGUGUGUGUUUUGUACUCUAACCUAGUAGAUUAGUCAUUGAGAGUGCUCUUCGUAUAGAUUUUAGUGGGUCGAUCAUUGCACUAGGUCAAAGGUUGGGAAACUUUUGAUGUGCACUAAACAUUCAAGCAGUGUCCAUGGAUAUGUUAAUGAGAUAUGUCAUUCUUAAAUCUGCUUUUGUUUUUUUAAAUACUAGUUGCAGAAGGUAAUGCUUGCUUUAAAUAUAUUUUAUGUUUGAAAAAUAUAGAUCGUACUCAAAACUUGUUUUGUACAUCGGGUUUGUGGGUGGUUACAGUUUUUCUAUGGCACAGUUUAAUUCUGUUGGAAAUAUGUCAGUGACAUGAUUCUGUUACACUGUUCUGACUGUUGAGUUUCGAGAAAGUGAAUAAAUUCAAAAGUACCAGGCAGAUGAUAUGACCUUUGACCAUGUGAAUGUUUUUCUAUUUUAUUUAAUCCCUUUGAGCUCAUUUAUUGGCUGAUAUAUAAUGAGUGUUGUUUGAUUCUUGUUCUGUACUUCCGAAAGUUCCCCUGUACUAUUGAUUACAACACGAACUCCCAAACCUACUGUGUACUGAUUUAGCUUGUAUUUACUGGACACAAGCGGAAUAAUCUUUGAGUAAGCUGGUCCAGUUAGUCCAAGAUCGUUGUUAUGUGUAAUCGCUUGCUACACCUUUAUAUAGUCAAUGUCUUAUGAGCGAAUACGUUCUUAAGAUAAUUAUAUGUAGAAUAGAAACUAUGUAAAAUAUAUUUUUAUGUCUGUGUAGGAGCAAAAAAGUUUUGUUGUUUUCUUUGCCCUACCUGUUUUUCUUGCUCUAGUAUUACAGUUUUGUUUAGAUUGCUUUGGUAUUUGCCAUUAAAUUUUAACUUAUCAUGUUGCUUCCAUACAUACCUCUACAUGUAUGUGCUAGCAGAGUUAUGGCCCUUCAUGUCUAAAUGGCUGAAUAUCGUGUUUGAAUAUCAUAAAUUGUGUUGUGCCAGCAACAAACCUUACAGCUCACUGCUUCAGUUUGGUCUUUGGUCCGGUGAAUUGUCACCAGAUGUCACUACCAUAUCAGCACAUUCAUGUUUGGCAUGAGUUAUGCCCCUUUGUAACUAAAUAUAGAAGAGAUGAAAGCAAAAACAGAUCAUAGUUUCCAAAAUUGUCUGACUUCACGAUUCAUGAUUGUGAUUUAUCUAAGAUAGAAAAUAUAUAUAAUACCGGUCAUUUAUUUCGUUAUCAUUUUAUUUUGUAAUUUAUUUUCUUUGAAAUACAUUUUCAUCAAAGGACUCUUGUUACUUUAGCUUGUGGGUCAGGGAUGAAACCGAUUUAUUUACGCUUAAAUGUGUCAUCAGUAAUUAGAAGCGCAUCACAGUGUUAACCAAUCUUUCAUAUGUUUCUGUCAAAUUCUCAACUCAUGCUUGAAAGAACAAAAUUAUUUUGUGUGAUUGUAAUGCUCUAGCUUGUUGUUUUUACACUGAAUUAACCCGGGUGUUUACAUCAUCGUUGCCAGCAAAGCUGUGACGUGUUAUUACAACUACAACCAAAAACAUACCUGUGCCACCUGCAAUUUUAACUUUUUAAUGUAUUUUUGACUAACUGUUUUGAGUUGUUACAGCUCCGGUGAAUAAUUUAGUAUUUUCAAAUGAGCUCAUUUAUUUUGUAUUCAUUCUCAUACUUUAUCAUUUAAAAUUUGUUUGUUAUUUUCAUUGUUUGCUGUUUUUAUUAUUAGUCUAAUUAUAGAUAUAAUGUUCUGUUGUAGUUACAACACACACAUUUAACAGAUGUGUGUAUUAUUUAACUUCCUAAGUAGCAACUGUUUAAUUAUUUCUAGAAUGGACUUGAGGAAAUUACAAUAGGAAUUGAGACAAGUUAAAUGAUAACUACCUGUCAAACCGAUAGCCUGUGUGUAUGUUGUAAAACCUGUCUGUUAGGGACACGUCAUGUUGCGAGUUAGCUGAUGGUAUUUUAAAAAUCAGCAUCAACUCUUAGUCCUGAAGAAAAUGGUUUAGCUCAGUGUUCACUUUUGCAUGACAGAACUAUAAGUUCAAAAAUUUAUGGCUGUAAUUGUGACAGUUAUUCUACAGGUAACUUGGUUAUUCUACAGGUAACUUGGUUAUUCUGUAGGAAACGAAGAGUUAUUUUCAUUGAGUACCCAGAUCUGGGAUUUUAUAAAUUUACAGGAGUACAUGUAUUGUAAUAUUAUUUUAAAAUUUCGUGCCAUUUCAUUUUGUCAUCAUGUUCCAUUGACUUUGUCAUUUUAUCAAUACGUUCAUAGUGUUUUAACUAAGCUGUUAUGUUUUAAGAUGAACCGGUGAAUACUAGUAUAUCAUUUAGACAUCAUCAUGACUGCGUACUUCUCAAACAGUUUGAUACUGAGAGAUGUAAUGUUCGCUACUGGAUCCAUACAUCGGUGUUCAAAGUGUUUAGUAGGACUGUUCCACUUUGUCUGCAGGGGAUGAUGGUAAGAGUGAUAGGCAUAUUGUUUUCAACACUAGUCAAAUAAAUUGAAACCAUUUGACAUUCCUACAGAUUUAACACCAAUUAGCUAAUAACUUUAAAGUUUGUUUUGUUUAACAAGACCACUAGAGCACAUUGAUUUAUUAAUCAUCGGCCACUGGAUGUCAAACAUUUGGUAAUUCUGACAUAUGGUCUUAGAGAGGAAACCCGCUACAUUUUUUCAUUAGUAGCAAAGGAUCUUUUAUAUUCACCAUCCCAAAUACAGGACAGCACAUACCACAGCCUUUGAUAUAUAUCAGUUGUAGAGCAGUGGUGGAACAAGGAACAGCCCAAUGGGCCGUUUGACGGGGAUAAAUCCCAGACUGACUGCACAUCAAGCGAGUGCAUUACCACUAGGCUACGCCCUGCCCCAAUAUGCUAAUAAUUUAUAUUCUUCCACAUUAAAAUGUGUAAGUGUUUGACAUUUAGUGUUUAUUUAUUGCCUCGCAGUAGCCAUGUGUCACAUCAUACACCACACAGCACAUCUAUAGCAAUAACUUUUCCCAAACAGUAUAGUAGAACAAAAAGCCUUAAAAACAUUUGGUGCUUGUUUUUUUAAUUUUGCACUUUUCAGUUGCAAUUUUUGUUACUGUAGCAGACAUAUAAUGUUAAAAAACAGUAUGAAUUAAAAUAAUUUUUAUAUUUGCAUAUUAUGUACAUGAUGUUUAUAACAUACACUGUUGUGCUUUUGUCACGUGUUGUACGUUCUGUUCCUGAACCGUGAUGUUUUCAUGUUCCAGGAGGGGAGAAAUACACCAUUUGAGAAACACAUUGUUUCAUUGAUCAUAUGUUUAGUUCUGUCAUCUGACAAUCUAGUGACAUACAAAUAUGUUACCAGUGUAACCUUUUACUUUGAUAAUUUAUUGUACAUGUUAUAAUUGUGUUCUUCAAUAGUCGAAUAACACCAGAUUGUAUUGAAUAUUGUAUAUCCCGGUAGCUGAACAACAUCAUAUUGAAUAUUUUAAUGGUUAUCCCGGUGACAUCAUGUCAACAACCAUUUUGCUGCAAGACCAAAGCUGUCCCGGUAUCGUGCAAGCUGUCCCGGUAUUGUGCAAGCUGUCCCGGUAUUGUGCAAGCUGUAUUGUGCAAGCUGUCCCGGUAUCGUGCAAGCUGUCCCGGUAUUGUGCAAGCUGUCCCAGUAUCGUGCAAGCUGUCCCGGUAUCCGGUAUCGUGCAAGCUGUCCCAGUAUCGUGCAAGCUGUCCCGGUAUCGUGCAAGCUGUCCCGGUAUUGUGCAAGCUGGUGCUCUGUGUGCCAUUCGUUCCACCGUGAGAUACAGCCAGAGUCGGACCAACUUCCACUGCAGACUUUCCGUAUCUCACACUCACAUACAGCAUAUUUUCAUAUCUGACCAGUGUACAUCCCAACAUCACACCGACUUAGCCAUUCAAACGUUUAUUUUUGUUAGCUUUGAUAUUUUUCCAAUUAUUUGUUUAAAAUGACUGAUUUUCCUGUUUGAACAGUGAGUGCCACUAGGUUCCUGUUCUUCCAUUCUGUUUGAUGGAUGACACUGUAGUAACCUUUACAGGCAAUGGCCCGACACUGCUGUUAGUGUAACACGUAUCACACUGACCGAGUACUUUAAUCACUAAAAGUACACAUGAAAUACGCUUUGUUGUUUACAAUAUCGGUGUCUGUAGAUAUGGAUAAUUCUCAGUCUGAAUGCUUUUACAAGCCAAAAUGAGAUUUUACUUGCCAAUGACUUCGUAUGUAUGAAAAAAUAUAUAUUAGGAAGUAAAAUUAUGUUUUAGCUACUACAAACAUUGAGAUGACGAGAAACUCAUUGAAUAUAUACAGACAGUGGUAUUGUAAAGAAGACGAGGUAUUUGAUGUGGUUUAGUUGUUAAAACGACUGGUAGUGGGAAACAUGUUACAAUAGCGGCAAACUGAGGCCUGGCCCUUUAACAGACAAGUUAAUGAGAUGCAGGGUUUGGAACAAUUCACAGCCAGGGUGUUUAGUCAGUAUAUUUAACAAGUCCUGAUAUUACAUGUAUAAUUAAUGCUUGCAAUUUUAUGCACUGUAUUCUGUAAAAGGAUUAAUUUUUUUGCUGGAGUAUUUUCAUCAAGAAACCAUAGAAACAGUGAUCACGACAAAUUACUUGUAGUGUUUGAGCACAAUCUCCUGUGGUUUAUAAUUAUGGUUUGGUUUCUCCUGUGCUUUAUAAUUAUGGUUUGGUUUCUCCUGUGCUUUAUAAUUAUGGUUUGGUUCUGUUCUAAACUGGUGUUCCUCUGUGAAUACUGUUUGUUAAAACUAGUUUAUCUUCUAUAGAACACUUAAUCAUUUGUACAACAGAUUGUGUUAGUGAUCAAGUUUUGCCGAGGGACGUACGUACUGUGUACUCUGCUGUGACCAACUGGAAUUGUUAUGUAUAUGUAGCCCAGCAGUCAAAGACACAACAAUAUGAAGAAUCCUUCUUCUUUUUCAAGCUGGUUGGAAUUGUGCGAUUAGUUUUCAAACCACAGUGAAAUUGUGUUAAUGAUCUUGACCUCUGUAAAUGUUUGUAAUGUGUGUUUGUGUGUGUGUGCUAUAGUGCUAGAUAAAUUAUUUCCUGAUCCA
Messenger RNA from Gigantopelta aegis, 16784 nucleotides. RefSeq lists its product as uncharacterized. NCBI's taxonomy places the organism in Eukaryota, Metazoa, Mollusca, Gastropoda, Neomphalida, Peltospiridae. The record is from RefSeq and is a predicted model, not a curated record. The coding region runs from base 85 to 4554 and encodes 1489 amino acids. The transcript has 10 exons. Gene Ontology annotation, biological process: cell differentiation; negative regulation of transcription by RNA polymerase II; hormone-mediated signaling pathway. Gene Ontology annotation, molecular function: nuclear receptor activity; zinc ion binding; RNA polymerase II cis-regulatory region sequence-specific DNA binding.